AUGUUAAGUCAGUCGGGGUUUGGCUGGAAUGAGGAGUUCAAAUGUGUCCAGGUCGAGAGGGAGAUUUUCGAUCUUUGGGUUCGAAGUCAUCCCAAUGCGAAAGGGAUGUGGAACAAGCCAUUCCUACAUUAUGAUGACCUCUCCACCGUAUUUGGAAAAGACAGAGCAGUAGGACAAUCAAGUGAGGACCCACAAGUGAUGGCGACGAAUGCAUUCAUAGAGUUUGAAGAUGAGAUUCGACUUGGAUCACAGGACUGUCACACACCUGAAGUUCGCCAGACAGAAUCACCAUUAAAUCAAGAUGAAAUAGAUGAAGGGCCAGCAGAGCAAUCUAUAAGUAGAGCGAGUGUACCUGCCGAGUCAUCUCGAGGCAGUAAGAAGAAGAGGCCAUGA
Messenger RNA from Benincasa hispida (wax gourd), 393 nucleotides. Lineage: Eukaryota; Viridiplantae; Streptophyta; Magnoliopsida; Cucurbitales; Cucurbitaceae. The record is from RefSeq and is a predicted model, not a curated record.